CUACGUCAUUUCAGACAUGCGCAGUAAAUGCUGCCAGCUUUGUUGGGUUGCUACCUGCUACUGCUAACUUGCAAGUAUUUCCUACCUGUGACUGUAGACAACUAUGGACAUCGACGCGUUAUUGGAAGCGUUUCAAGAUUUUGAGAAGAAAGGCAAAAAAGAGACGUGUCCUCUUCUUGAGCAGUUCUUGUGUCAUGUUGCCAAGACAGGACAGCCAGUGAUCCCAUGGUCACACUUUAAAACAUACUUCAUGUUUAAGUUGGAAAAAGUCAUGGAUGAUUUCCACGCCUCAGCACCACAGCAGAGAGGACAACAUAAUCCCAAUGUAGACUAUGUUCCCUUUGAAGAGAUGAAGAAGAGGAUCUUGAAAAUAGUUGAUGGUUACAAUGGAAUCCCAUUCACCAUCCAGCGUCUAUGUGAACUACUUACAGACCCCAAACGCAACUACACAUUAACGGACAAGUUUCUCAUGGGUUUAGAGAAGAACGUAAUGGUGGUCAGCUGUGUUUACCCCACAUCAGAGAAAAAUGGGGCAUCCAGUGUAAACAGAAUGAAUGGAGUGAUGUUUCCUGGUAACUCUUCUCUAUAUUCAGACAGUCGAAAUGUAAAUGGACCGGGCACACCAAAACCGCUCAACAGACCAAAGCAGUCAAGCUGUCAUUCGCUCUCAACCAACGGGCUCCCCGACUGUCCUGUCAAUAAAGAAGCAGAGCCAACCACAGAGCAGGUGGAGGAGCACCGUAUCAGUGAUUCCUUGCCAUCAGAAGGUGAAAUUACACCAAACAUCAGGAUAAAAAACAAACACCCUCAGGAGGAAUAUGAUUCUGAUGCUGACAAGCAUGAGGUCAAGAGGCUCAAGUUUGACGAAAAAGAAGGGGAUCAAACAGAAAGUGAAGAGAAGGACUCACCAUGUUGCAAAGGGUCGGAGAGCUUGUCAGAGACACCAGAGUCUUCAAAAGACUCUUGCGGUCAAGAAUACCAAAGUGGAACAUCUUGUGGCGCUCCUAGUAUUUCAGAGGAUCACGAGCCGAGCAGCACACAGAAAGAACCUUCUGAAAAGGAAGAGGACUCAUCUGAGACGGGGGAUGUCCACAGUUUGGAGAACGACAGCACUGUGGAUCAACCUGAGCAACCCGGUCCAUCAGAAAAGAACACGACAUCGGAACAGGAAAAUGAGGAAAGCAGCAGCAGCAGCAGCAGCAGCAGCAGUGGGAAAGGUCUACCCAGUGAUAAGCAAGUCCCUUCUUCUAGUAAUUCACCUGACUUGUCAACAGAGGGCAGCACUGACAAUUCAAACAGCUCAAAGACUGCAAUAGAGCCUGGGGAACAGGACUAAUUUGAAGCCCAGCCUGCCCCGACAGACUUUGUUUUUUUAACACUGUAUGAUACCACCCCAAGGGUAUAUCUGGAGCACUGUGGACCUCUAGACUUCAGGACCAGGAGCGAUGUGGACUUAGAGAUCCUUCAUAGAAGGGUCUUUGUGUCUUCUUCAGUUUCAACUACUUAAGGCCACAUGUCACCUGGUCUUUAAACUGGAAAGAAGUGAUUUAAAGAAAAUUAUGGAGAUUGCUUUUUUCACUGUUGACUAAAGGUUUUUUCUAAUCUUUUUUUUCUGAAUUUUAUAUUCGAGCAUUAUAAUUUAACCGUCAUAAUUGAUGUGUUCAGUGAUUUCACUAAUCAUUUGGCAUGUAUUUCCAAAAAGAUACACUUGAUGGUUUGAGUUGUGUUUUGGCCUAAGCACACUUGUUUUGAUCUGUUUAAUAAAUGUGUGUCUCUCCAGUUGAACGAGUGACACUUGCCAUUGAGAAUGUGAAGCAGUACUUCAGAGAUGUCUAUUUGCUUUUUUUCUAUAAUGAAGCACAUCCCAUGAAAUGUAUUUCUUAUUAACAUUGCAUUGCACUUGUAUGCAUUGACUGCUUCAAGGAUGUGAAGAAUGUCAUAGUUUUGCUUUGUCACUUAAUUAAGCCAUUACAAACACAAAAUAUUGCCAAUAGUUACAGAAUAUUAAUUUGGCUUAAUGCAGCCAUUUCUGCAUCACACAAGGUACUUUUACAGUUCAUGUAUGUCAUACCUUAGUUGUACUAAUGUCUCUUUUGAUAGUUUGGAUUUUUAAAGUAUGUAUCUGUAAAUCAGUUUUUGUAGACUUGUUAUACAUGUCCACUGCCUUCGUAGAACUGAUGACCGCUGGAAUUUGAAUGCUUGAGCUUGUAUCAUAGUAUUCAUGGAAAGCAAUAAAUGCUAAAAAUGUAAAA
Messenger RNA from Scatophagus argus, 2252 nucleotides. Its product is annotated as serine/threonine-protein phosphatase 4 regulatory subunit 2-A-like. The transcript is spliced from 9 exons. Gene Ontology annotation, molecular function: protein phosphatase regulator activity. NCBI's taxonomy places the organism in Eukaryota, Metazoa, Chordata, Actinopteri, Scatophagidae. The record is from RefSeq and is a predicted model, not a curated record. Gene Ontology annotation, biological process: protein dephosphorylation. The coding region runs from base 104 to 1336 and encodes 410 amino acids. Gene Ontology annotation, cellular component: nucleus; protein phosphatase 4 complex; cytoplasm.